Cotesia congregata is the source of this 1260-nucleotide messenger RNA. The record is from the annotation of a GenBank genome assembly. NCBI's taxonomy places the organism in Eukaryota, Metazoa, Arthropoda, Insecta, Hymenoptera, Braconidae.
AUGACGCAACAAAAUGCAAUCCGAAUGUCAAGAUCGGAAAUAAAUGUAAAGAGAUUACUAGGACGAUGUGAAUUAUUAGCCAAGGAAGAUAGCCAUCAAGAUUGGAGAUUAGAAAAGUACAUAAAUGCGUUGGACGAUGCGAUUAAAAAAUUGCAAACUUUGCCAGAUAAACCUAGUAGGGAUAAAAUGAUGGAGUACACAAAGAGAAUUGAUUUUUUAAAAGGAGUUAUUGAUGCAGCAAAACUUACUAAUUCGAUAGAACGAGUCGUAGCGGCACAAAUGCUACCUAGAGCUACGUCGGUACUUGUAGAUUCAACUGGCCCCAGUAUUGUCACGCAAAUACAUCAGAAAACUUCAGCUAAAUAUAAUAAAGAGUUGCAAUCUGAGUUGUUUAAUACUGAAUUGGAUGGUGAUAGCAGUGUAAGACAUCGUUUGACGAAUUCCUCACCAACUCAAGAUGAAGAUUUGGAUGCAUUGAUAAAAUACAAUCGUAAUAUGCAAGAAAAAAUAGCUGAAAAUAUGUUAUUAAUGACAAACAACAUGAAAGAACACGCAUUAACUGCAAAUGCAAUUAUAAAAAAAGAUCUAGCUUCUUUAGAAAGGUCAGAUAAGCUGACAGAAAUAAACGCCGUUAAAUUGAAUAAAGAAUCAUUAAAACUUGAAGAACACACCAAAUCUAAAUGGAGAUGCCUAGUUUGGACUGAUGAAUUAUCUUUUGAAGAGGGUGAAAUACUCUAUGUGUAUGAUCGAGAUACUGAUGCUAAUUGGUGGAAAGCCAAAUGCGGUGACAAAGAUGGAUUAAUUCCCUCUAAUUAUGUUGAAGAACAGACUGAAGAAGUCGAGUUACCUCUUCAUGAAGCUGCUAGAAGAGGUAAUUUAUCAUUUCUCCAAGAAUGUUUGAGACAAGGAGUAUCAGGAACGGGUUUAGAUUCUGCUGGAAACACUCCUUUGUACUGGGCAGCCAGAGCAGGACAUAUUGAAUGUAUUAAAGAACUACUAAGUCAACCUAAUCCUGCUAUUAAUGCUCAAAAUAAAAUUGGAGAUUCACCAUUACACGUUGCUGCAAGUCGUGGCCAUGAAGAAGUUGUUGAUUUAUUAUUGAACUAUGGUGCAGACGCUACCUUGAGAAAUAACGAUAAAUUGCUAGCUGAAGACCUGGCUAAUAAAACGUCUAUAAAAAAUGCAAUACAAAUGAGCAAACAAGAUCAUGAUAGAGACUACGGAUACGGAGCAGAUGAUUAUAAUGAUGAUAGUGAUUAA